UCUCCUUUUUACGAUCUUCGGUCCGUUGAUUUUCUUUUUUUUGAUGAAACGAUUAAUAAAAAAAAUCCCUUUCAAAUCACAAUUUUGAUUGUCAAAGUCAGGUUUUUAAUGGGUGUCCAUGUUGAUAACUUGAUUAUAAUAUGGAAUCAAAGAUUGGGUUACUAGAUUUUGAUUCGAAUUUGAUAUGGGUUUGGAAAGAUUCAGCCGUUGAAGUUUUUUAACUGGAAAUUAGCAUUUGAGACGUUCAGAAGGUUAAGAAGGUCUUGAGUGAUGGCAUUGCAAGAGAAGUUAGAUAGAUUUAAUAAGCAGCAGGAGAAGUGUCAGUCGAUGCUCUCCAACAUUGCCGCAAAAUCGGCAUCUUCUAGGGUCACCACAACUCCAAAACCUUCACCUGUGGCUGCCUCCCCCUAUCCCAGUUCAAGACCCUCUGCAUCUGCUCCCGUCAAAUUCUCAAAUGAUACCGAGAGGCUUCAGCACAUUAACAGCAUUCGGAAAGCUCCUGUUGGAGCUCAGAUGAAGCGUGUCAUUGACCUUCUUUAUCAGAAAAGGGAGGCUUACACACCAGAGCAGAUCAAUGAAGCAUGUUAUGUUGAUGUGAAUGGAAACAAAGACGUCUUUGAGGGCUUGAGGAAAAACCCAAAAGUGAAGUAUGAUGGGAAGCGCUUCUCUUACAAGGCCAAGCAUGAUGUAAAAAACAAGAAUGAACUUCUUGUUUUGAUUCGGAAAUUUAUAGAAGGCAUUGCUGUUAUUGAUCUCAAGGAUGCAUACCCAAAUGUGAUGGAGGACUUGCAGGCUCUAAAAGCUGCCGGUCAUAUUUGGCUGCUAUCAAAUUUUGACUCACAGGAGGACAUUGCCUUCCCGAAUGAUCCCAGGGUACCUAUUAAGGUGGAUGACGACCUUAAAGAGUUAUUUCGGUCUAUUGAAUUGCCACGAGACAUGCUUGACAUUGAGAAAGAUCUCCAGAAGAAUGGAAUGAAACCUGCUACCAACACAGCAAAAAGGAGGGCUGCUGCACAAGUGCAGGGCAUUUCCUCCAAGCCCAAGCCCAGGCAGAAACACAAGGAGUUCUCCAAGAAGGCAAAGCUAACAAAUGCACAUCUUCCAGAACUUUUCCAGAGUCUCAAAAAUUCUUGAAGCCAGACAUAGAUUUACUAUGGGGUCAGUGGAGCAGCUGGAUUAUUUACUUUUUUUAAUGGUGAACAAUGGAUUAAUGGUUAAACAAAUAUAAUAUAUCUGUGCUAUAUAAACUCCCACUCUCCAACAAUCACCGAGAAUGCUAUGCUACUCUAGACUUCCAAAAUCCGACUAAAUUGAAAUGAGGGCUAUCGAUGUAGAUCAAACUAGCAAUUCUUGUUUCUUGUAUCUAGCAACACAAUUGAUCCAAUUGUUACUCUUGUAAUAAUAAUAACAGUAAUUACAUUUUCUUAA
Molecule: messenger RNA, 1428 nt
Organism: Durio zibethinus
Lineage: Eukaryota; Viridiplantae; Streptophyta; Magnoliopsida; Malvales; Malvaceae
Product: transcription initiation factor IIE subunit beta-like
Biological process (GO): transcription initiation at RNA polymerase II promoter
Cellular component (GO): transcription factor TFIIE complex
Molecular function (GO): TFIIH-class transcription factor complex binding
Source: RefSeq, a predicted model, not a curated record